Molecule: messenger RNA, 1950 nt
Organism: Nematolebias whitei (Rio pearlfish)
Lineage: Eukaryota; Metazoa; Chordata; Actinopteri; Cyprinodontiformes; Rivulidae
Gene: antxr2a
Product: ANTXR cell adhesion molecule 2a
Exons: 15
Coding region: 1-1251 (416 amino acids)
Cellular component (GO): membrane
Molecular function (GO): signaling receptor activity
Source: RefSeq, a predicted model, not a curated record
AUGAGAGUCUCUUUCAUAGUUUUCUCGACCCAAGCAAACGUCCUGCUGCCGCUGACGGGAAACAGAGCCCACAUUGAGGAGGGCCUGCAGCGUCUGCGGGACGUGAGACCAGCCGGUGAAACCUACAUGCACGAGGGAAUCAAAGAGGCGACGGCUCAGAUGCAGCAGCAGCCGACCAAGUCCUCCAGCAUCAUCUUGGCUUUAACAGACGGGAAGCUCGGGGUUUACGUCCACGAACUCACCGUGCAGCAGGCUGACGAGGCGAGGAAACACGGCGCUCGUGUUUAUUGUGUGGGCGUCAAGGACUUUGACGAGCUCCAGCUUGCUGAAAUCGCAGACUCCAAAAACAACGUGUUUCCUGUCAAAGAUGGCUUCCACGCUCUCAAAGGCGUCAUCAACUCUAUAUUAAAGCGGUCGUGCACGGAGAUCCUGAGCGUGGAGCCCUCCACUGUGUGUGUGAAUCAGUCCUUCAGCAUCGUGCUCAGAGGGAACGGCUUUGCCCUCGGACGCAGCAACGAAGACGUCGUCUGCAGCUUCAUAGUGAAUCAGCAAACCAUCAAUCAGAAGCCGAGCAUUGUGGGUAACGAUUAUCUGCAGUGUCCUGCUCCCGUGCUCUACGAUGUCGGACAAACGAUGGAUGUCCUUAUCAGCCUCAACAAUGGCAAGACAUUUAUCUCAGGUGCCCACACCAUCACUGCGUCCACAUGUUCUGAUGGGUUGGUGAUAGUUAUCCUGGUGCUUCUGGCUCUUGUGGCUUUGGCCCUCAUGUGGUGGUUCUGGCCUCUCUGCUGCACCGUGGUCAUCAAAGACCCUCCGCCACCUCCUCCACCUUCUCGUCCCCCUCCACCUGAACCUGAACCGCUGCCAAAGAACAAAUGGCCGACUGUGGAUGCCUCGUAUUAUGGAGGAAGAGGAGCCGGAGGGAUCAAACGCAUGGAGGUGCGCUGGGGAGAAAAGGGUUCGACUGAGGAGGGGGCCCGGCUGGAGAUGGCCAAAAAUGCAAAAGUGUCCAUACCUGAGGACGUGGAGGAGCCGAUGAGCAAACGUCCAGUUCCAAAAUCUGCCCCUCCCAACCGUCAGGCUGAGAACAAAUGGUACACUCCCAUCAAGGGUCGUCUUGAUGCUGUGUGGGCUUUACUGAGGCGGCAGUACGAUCGGGUCUCCAUCAUGCGUCCCACCUCUGCAGACCAGGGCCGGUGUCUGAACUUCAGCCGUGUGCCGCAUCAUCCGAUGAGCAGAGCUGCCGUGUGAAGCCGCCGGGGUGACGCAGGGACCCGCUUCAGGGCUUUUUUAUUUCUCUUUCUGACGACAAACCACUGCGUGCUCGCUCUGUGCACAAAGUUUCCCCUCUCUGCUCGCAGAUCUUUAAACCGGACGUAUUUACCGCCUUUCCCCUGACGCCGAGCGCGCCGCAGAACUCCACGCUCAGUGUGUUGCUGCUCACCAGCGCUUCACGUAUUCUCACCGUAUCGUGCCGUCUGCGGAGAAAAAACUCAUUUAUGGACACAGACGGAAGCUAUCUUAAAAAAACAUCAACAAAUAGAAGGAACCGGGGCGACGAGCUGCUUCUUUGGCCUGGAAGUCAGAAUGUUCCCGGCGGGCCUCGCGGGUCCGUUUGCUUUCAGCGACGUCUCAUCACGACUCUUCUGAGUUCAUCAGUCGGCGCCCGGCGGCCGCGCUCCGACCCGCUCAUCCUGUCAUUUUAUCACUGAGGAGUGCACACGCAUGACAAACUGGAGACAGGACGCCCCAAGGUGUUGGACGGCACCAAGACUCUGCCCUUCGGUUGGUGUUUUUUUUAAACAUACCUUCCUUUCAUUACGAGCCGAGGACCAGAGAAUUAAUAGAGCGUUAUCCGGCCGCAGGACAGCAUUCGGCCCCGGACGAGCUCCAGCCACGUUUGAGGGAUUGAUGCCUUCCAGACCUUGACACGGCGCGUGGUGUUUUGUC